This is a messenger RNA of Labrus mixtus (cuckoo wrasse), 8305 nucleotides long. RefSeq names its product insulin-like growth factor 1a receptor (gene igf1ra). The transcript has 21 exons. Gene Ontology annotation, molecular function: insulin receptor substrate binding; insulin receptor activity; ATP binding. NCBI's taxonomy places the organism in Eukaryota, Metazoa, Chordata, Actinopteri, Labriformes, Labridae. The record is from RefSeq and is a predicted model, not a curated record. Gene Ontology annotation, biological process: insulin-like growth factor receptor signaling pathway; multicellular organism development; positive regulation of kinase activity. Bases 955 to 5211 code for a protein of 1418 amino acids. Gene Ontology annotation, cellular component: axon; membrane; insulin receptor complex.
AAAGGGGGAGUUUAUGCACUCUCUCGUUUUUAAAAGAGGAUACAUUCUAAAGAAGAAAACCGUCGUAAAAAAAUAAAGGGACAACUUCUUGGGUUUUGUAUUCUCCCUUCCUCCCACCCUCAGCCGAGGUCGUCUAGCUGGAAAAGAGCUGGAGACCCAUUCUCCUGCGUGGCACAAGUCUGGUGUUUUUCUUUCAGCUGCAAAUCCCGACUGAACGGCGGAGCUGAGUCCGAGCAAGAGGAGCUGGAAACCCGGUUACAAAAAAACCAAAAAAAACCCCGACUUUGAUCGAGAAGCCUUUGCUGGCUGAAUGGCAUAAGCGAAAAGGAGGGUUUUCAUUCAUUUUUCAGCCUCCCAGCCACCACCCCUGUGGAUCUGGACGCGUUUUUCAGACCCUCUCCUCCCCUCGUACACAGGCAUUCAGGCGAGCGACACUGGCGAUUAUUUAUAAUGCUGGUAAAAGGCUGCUAAAAAACAAAACAAUCUAAUCUUUACAUUUCUUGUUGGAAAAACACCGGGCCUGAUAGCACUGUAGGCGCACUGCUGUUUUCAAGAGAUGGAGACUGAAGAUGGGGAUUACCAUCAUUUAUCCGGAAAAAUCACUGGCUUGUGUGCCAUACCAACCGACAUCAAAGUAUCUUGUGAUUGGCAAAAAUAGCAGACUGUUUUAGCAUUUUUUUGUUUUGUUUUUGGAACUGUCUGUUCUUUACGAUUUAUAGCCUACACAUUUAGGCUUUAUUAUUAUUUUUUUUUUUUUAUAGAGCCAAUCAUCAUACAAUCGGAAACAGCGCAUUUGUAGCGCAUUGUAGCAUUCUGGGCUACAUUUGUUUCCCCCUUUUUCUCCUUUUUUUUGUUUUUUUAAAGGUUUCUUUUUUUUUAAAAGAAAAAGAAAAAGGUGUGUAGGCUACUAGUCACUGCAUUUAGCUUAAGGUAUUUUUUUUGGGAAGACGAAUAAUGUUAAAGAACAUGAGAUCUGACACACCGACCUUGUUUUGGGGUCUGAUGCUGUCUGUCUCCACCAUCUGCAUCUGGUCCACACAUGGAGAGAUCUGUGGUCCGAGUAUCGACAUCCGAAAUGAGAUCAGCGAAUUCAAGCGGCUGGAGAACUGCACGGUGGUGGAGGGCUACCUGCAGAUCCUCCUCAUCAUCGAGAAAACCAACAACGUCCAACAGGAAGUCUUAAGCUCCCUCAGCUUCCCCAAGCUGACCGUCAUCACCGACUACCUGCUGCUGUUUCGCGUCACGGGCCUGGACAGCCUCAGCACGCUCUUCCCCAACCUGAGCGUCAUCCGCGGGCGAAACCUCUUCUACAACUACGCCCUGGUGAUCUACGAGAUGACCAGCCUAAAGGACAUAGGCCUGUACAACCUUAGGAACAUCACCCGGGGCGCCAUGCGGAUUGAGAAGAACCCCGAGCUCUGCUACCUGGACUCAGUGGACUGGUCUCUCAUUAUGGAUGCUGAGUUCAACAAUGUUAUCAAUGAGAAUAAGAAAUCAAAGGAGUGCGAUAAUGUCUGCCCGGGCAUCAUGGAGGAUAACCCUCUUUGUCAGAGGACGCUAAUCAAUGACAAGUACGACUACCGCUGCUGGACAUCCACCAAGUGCCAGAAAGUUUGCCCGAAUCACUGCAAGCUGGCCUGCACAGACAGAGGGGAGUGUUGCCACAGCCAGUGCCUGGGAAGCUGCACCGAACCCAACAACGACAUGGCAUGCUCGGCCUGCCUCCACUACCACCACGGGGGCCGCUGUGUGCCCGACUGUCCCCCCAACACCUACAAGUUCGAGGGCUGGCAGUGCAUCACCAUGGACGUGUGCUCUCAAGUGCACCUGCAGGGUGACAAUAACUUCGUCAUCCACGGGGGAGAGUGUAUGCCCGACUGCCCGCCUGGCUUCACGCGCAACGAUACUAAUCGCAUGUUAUGCAGCGCCUGCAACGGUCCUUGUGACAAGCCCUGCGCGUCCGCUGUCAUCGAUUCUGUGGAUGCUGCUCAGCUUCUAAAAGAGUGCACCGUCAUCGAAGGCAACCUGGACAUCAACAUCCGCCGGGGAAAUAACAUAGCGUCUGAGCUGGAGAGCUUCAUGGGGUUGAUCCAAACAGUGACGGGCUAUGUGAAGAUCCGACACUCCCACGCACUUGGCUCGCUGUCCUUCCUCAAGAGCCUACGUUACAUCAAUGGACAGGAUCUCAUCGAGAACAUGUACGCGUUCUCAGCCAUCAACAACCAGCACCUGCAGUACCUGUGGGACUGGAAUCAGCACAACAUAACUGUCCUGAACGGGCGUCUCUUCUUCCGCCUGAACCCCAAACUCUGCAUGUCUGAGAUCCACAAGAUGUGGGAUAAGUCGGGCAUCACUGUGAAGCCAGAGGAAGGAGAUUUCCGGAACAAUGGUGAACGAGCAAGCUGUGAAAGUCAUAUUUUAAAAUUCAAAUCUAACAUCACAACAAGCCACGUGAUCACGAUGACGUGGGAGCGCUACCGGCCGCCAGACUACGGAGACCUGAUCAGCUUUAUUGUUUACUACAAAGAGUCGCCUUUUCAGAACAUCACUGAGUUUGAUGGCCAAGAUGGCUGCGGCUCUAACAGCUGGCACAUGGUGGACGUGGAUCUCCCUCCGGAUAGAAACGGUGACCCCAAAGUCAGUCUUCAACACCUCAAACCCUGGACCCAGUAUGCUAUUUUUGUGAAGGCCAUCACCCUGCAGGUGGAGGACAAACACAUCACAGGGGCAAAGAGUGAGAUAGUCUACAUUCGAACGCGCCCAUCAUUGCCAUCAAUGCCCAAAGACCCCCGUGCAUAUGCCAACUCCUCCACCAAGCUGUUGGUGAAGUGGUCACCUCCAGCCUUCCCAAACGGAAAUCUGACGUACUACCUGAUCCGCUGGCAGCGACAAGCUGAAGACAGAGAGCUCUACCAACAUAACUACUGCUCCAAAGAGCUGAAGACCCCGAUCCGCAUCCCGGCCACAGGGCUCACGGACAUGGAAGACAACACCAAGCCCACCAAGUCUGACCUGGCGGGGGGAGAGAAGGGUCCGUGCUGCGCCUGCCAGAAGACGCCAGAGGAGAAAGACCGGGAGAAGGACGACCGCGUCUUCUUCAAAGUUUUUGAGAACUUUCUUCACAACGCCAUCUUUCUGCCGAGACCUCCAGACCGCAAACGUAGAGAUGUUUUUGGCGUGGCUAACGACACUCUGUUAAACGACCUUGGCGGUAGGGGGAACAGCACCUUUGGCCCGGGGGAUAACACUACAGAUGGAAUACCUCCCAUCAGGGAGUAUCCGUUCUCCGAGGAAAAGAGCACAGCAGAAUAUCUAGAAAUCCCAAACCUGCGACCUUUCACUGUGUACCGCAUCGACCUCCACGCCUGCAACGAGGAGGUGGGCCGCUGCAGCGCAGGAUCCUUCGUUUUCUCCAGGACCAAACCUGCAGUCAGAGCAGACGACAUCCCUGGAAAGGUGAUCUACGAGAGGAGCGACAAGGUGGAGGGUUGUGUGGUGCUGCACUGGAAGGAGCCUGUUAUGCCCAACGGAGUCAUCCUCAUGUAUGACAUCAAGUACCGCCUCGGGACUGAGCCUGAGAAACACGAGUGUGUGUCACGACAGCAUUACCGCGAGCACAGAGGAGCUCGGCUGUCCAACCUGGGCUCAGGGAAUUACUCUGCUCGCGUGCGCGCCACCUCUCUCGCAAGCAACGGCUCGUGGACAGAGAGCGUGUUCUUCUACGUGCCUCCGCCAAAACGAGACAAUGGUGUUACGUUCUACUUGGUCAUCAUUAUUCCCAUCAUAGUGACGCUCUUCAUUGCCAGCCUCACCACAAUUCUCUUCUUUGUGAACAAAAAAAGGAACAGUGACAGAUUGGGGAAUGGAGUCCUUUACGCCUCUGUUAACCCAGAGUACUUCAGUGCAGCUGAGAUGUAUGUCCCAGAUGAGUGGGAGGUGGCCAGAGAGAAGAUCACCAUGCACAAGGAGCUGGGCCAGGGCUCCUUCGGCAUGGUGUAUGAAGGGAUCGCCAAGGGAGUGGUCAAGGACGAACCUGAGACGCGCGUGGCCAUCAAAACGGUCAACGAGUCGGCCAGCAUGAGAGAGCGCAUCGAGUUUCUGAACGAAGCCUCGGUCAUGAAGGAGUUCAACUGUCACCAUGUGGUCCGGCUGCUGGGCGUGGUCUCUCAGGGACAGCCAACCUUAGUGAUUAUGGAGCUGAUGACCCGUGGAGAUCUCAAGAGCCACCUGCGCUCUCUGCGCAAAGAAAACUCCACAACCCAGGUCCUACCCCCGCUCAAAAAGAUGACCCAAAUGGCAGGGGAAAUCGCCGAUGGCAUGUCGUACCUUAAUGCCAACAAAUUUGUCCACAGAGAUCUCGCUGCCAGGAACUGCAUGGUAGCAGAGGACUUCACUGUGAAGAUUGGAGAUUUUGGCAUGACGAGAGAUAUUUAUGAGACGGAUUACUACCGAAAAGGAGGGAAGGGCCUGCUGCCUGUCCGCUGGAUGUCUCCGGAGUCACUGAAAGACGGCGUGUUCACCACAAUGUCUGAUGUCUGGUCAUUUGGCGUGGUGCUGUGGGAGAUUGCCACCUUAGCAGAACAGCCCUACCAGGGCAUGUCCAACGAACAAGUGCUGCGUUUUGUCAUGGAGGGAGGACUCCUGGACAAACCCGACAACUGCCCCGACAUGCUUUUCGAGCUGAUGAGGAUGUGCUGGCAGUAUAACCCAAAGAUGCGUCCGUCCUUCCUCGAGAUCAUCAGCAGCAUCAAAGAUGACCUGGAUCCUCCCUUCAGGGAAAUGAGCUUCUUCUACAGCGAGGAGAACAAGCCGCCGGACACAGAGGAGCUCGACAUGGAGGUAGAGAAUAUGGAGAACAUUCCACUGGACCCUGCAUCCACCAGGCAGCCCUCGUCAGCUGCUCCAUUAUCAGGCUGUAUGGGAAGCACACCCCCUCCAUCUACACAGCAGCAGCAGCAGCAGCAGUUAUCCCCUGUGCAAGGCCCGAGUACUCCUUUACUGGGACCUGUAUCUCCCUCCUCCCCGGGCCCCGUCGCCUCAGGUUUGGCGUCUCCAGGCCAAGCGUUGGACAAGCACUCAGGACAUGUGACGGCCAACGGGCCCGUGGUGGUGCUGCGGCCUAACUUUGACGAGAUACAACCCUAUGCACACAUGAACGGAGGCAGAAAAAACGAACGUGCAUUACCGCUGCCCCAGUCGUCGGCCUGCUGAUAUCAGACCACCCGACCCCCCCACCCCCCCUUCCUCCUUCUCUUACACAGGGUAACACAAACUCUCAUCCAUCUCAUUAUGAGAGAUGGAUGACUUUCUUUCUACUGUGUGCCAGUAGAUUGCCUCUCCACUCUUUUUAAGGUCAAACUAUAAACUCUAAAAAAAAAACUGCAAAAGAGCACAGAAACCUGUUUCAAGCAUUUGGAGUUUGGUGGCUCAGACUCAACACUGGGAACUUCCUUCCUGUGCAGCCUGUACUCCAGUCUUUGUUACAUGAAUCCUUCAAGAAGGAAACUUACACAGGCUUAUGUAUCCUGACUUACAGAUUCCGACAUUGGACUUAAAAGAAUAAUCAUUUCUAAGCAUAUCCGCCAGCAAAUCCAACAGAAGAGCACUUUUUUUCCUCAUGAUUUCAGAGAGGAUGUUGUGGAUAUCUGAGUGUGUAUUUAUACAAACGUGAUUCUCUCUCUAUGAUACGGUAUAGUUUCAUUUCUAAAUGACUUUCCAUUAAAAAAAAACAAAGACUUUGUUUACGUGAGCAGAGUGGCUCAUGUCAUGUGAGGAUGCCUCAAUUAGAACGGUUGGACCGAGAAAGUCAUUUUUUAAAAUUUCCCCUGUUGAUGUUUCUAUGGAUGUAGAUCCCGACAGGAGCAGGUCAAAAAUCUGAAGAGGGAGGGAGGGCCUGUUGUGUAUCUGCCAAAAUUGCCAAAUCUCGCUUUCUCUCAAAUUUCAAACAGGUCAGCCUUCUUGUGAAAGGGUGUGAUUCAGAGUUGAGAUCCAUCUGCGUGUGGAAUAACAGCCAAACUGUUUGCUGAUAUUCAGACUUUAUUGCUUAUCUUCAGGCCCAGCUGCUCCUGACACAGCUGUGUGUGUGUGGUUGGUUUGUAACAGAACAAAAAUACAAUGUUACUCUUCAGUUGGGCUGCAUUGACACCUGCAGGAAAAAGCUGUCUCAAAAUGUUCAGUGUCUUAAAGGAUGUAGUAAAUCCUUUUGGUCCUGUGAUACUUUAAAUUGAAUUUCUUAAGACUUAAGGCUCACUCACACGAGGCCCAGUAGUCUCGUACCAUCCCGAAGCACCAUUGUUCCCUGCUGGUUUGCACUUGCGGUCUCAGAGUCAGCACAACACAAAGAACACGACCACAACUUUACUGACUUUGUGACUUCUUUUGACUCGUUUUUUUGGUCAGAACUUGCUCUCUAACACUCCUUGAUUUCUGGAUAAUGCGAGGCGCCGAUAGAUUUUUACGACAUGUCCAGCGUUGCGUUCCUGUGCUGGUGCUCAUGCGUCAGCAGCCGUUCGGUACCAAAGCACACCUCUUCCAACCGUGCCCCGGGGCCAAGGAGGUGCACCAUGCUUGAGCACCAGUACAGAUUGCUUAGUGUGAGUGUGCCAACUCUGAAUCACAGCCUUCGUCUGGGUUUGUUAAAAAACACAAAAAAACACCAUAAACUAUAUGAAUGAAAGGUAUACACCUGACUUUGAUGUUUUAUUUAUAUUCUAGUAUAAACCAAAUUUCAAAGUCAUUGUAAUCACUUAUGUUCAUCCCUCAAAGGAUACGAUUCUGCCUCCACUUUUAUUUAUCAGAUUUUCUUUUUCUAAGUGUGCGUUUCAUGCGGCAGGUUUCAUAUAAAAUGACACCAAACACAAGAAACAAGCAGAGUCAAAAGAACUGAGACAAGAAACAAGAAGGUGUUGGAUUGGAUUUUUUAGCAGCCUAGAGAGGACUUUUAAAAUCACAACAGGUCUCUUUUGGAAUAGUGGUUAGCUAGUCUGCAUUUCAAACACAUAUGAAGGUCUUACAGUUGUAUUUUUAGACUGCAAGAUCACUUUUCUACACAUCAUUGGUUUUGUCACUUUUUUAAAAAACCUUUUUACGGUUCAAAAAUAUUUGCCUCUAUGUCUGUACAGAACAAAGCUGCUAUUUUAUUCUUUUUCUCUUUUUGGAUGUUAUAUAUAAAGAAAUCCUUCAGGUUUGGUAUUUUACGGUCUCCACAAAUGUCAACUUCUUAUAUCUUCAGACUCUGUUUAAGAAAAAAAAAAAAAGAUAAAACAAGGACAAAAAAACGUUGAUUUAGAUAUAAGACAUCUUUUUUUUUCUGUUAUCCCUAAAGGUUUUCUUCAACACUAUACUUUGCUCAUUGCCUUUUAUUUUUAUGAAAUCUUUCCUCCUGUAUUUGUUUUGUGGAUGUCUAUAUUAUUGUUAUUAUUAUUAUUGUUAUUAUUAUUAUUAUUAUUUGGAAUGGACACCUUAGCUCGAUGUGUGAGUGUGUACUUUCUGCACCCUUUUUGUACUUGUCUAGCACUGCGCCUAGCAUUGCCCUCUAGGUGCGACUCAAUCUCAGGUCAAAGUAAAGGCUUUGCUUUCUCCACACAUUCUCAUGAUUGUCCUCUACUUGUCCCAGCUGCACCUCCCCCCCCCCCCUCCCCCUCCCCCUCCUCUCCUGCCCCCAUCAGUAGUGCCCUAUUUUCUCCCCUCUGGUCCCUCAUUGGCUCAUAACAAACUGUACCUGUUUCCUCCCCUGGUGCCUCCUUUUGAAGUCAGGAUUAGUCCCAGUAUCUGAGAUACGUACUUUGCACCAGAUACGGUCUUUUAACCCAUCCAUUUCCUGGCUCUUCUUGACUGAACAGGGCUAAUUGGGUUGUCUUAUUUGCCUUAAUCAUGCCAACCAUCUCGCAACUAUUCAAAAAAUAAUCACAUUUUGUCCCUCAAACAUUUGAGCUCUCGAGCGCAAUCCAUUGCUCCCUCUGCUGUGUUACUUCCAGACGAUGAGAACAGGUCUCAUUGUUUGUCUUCAUAAUCACUGCUUCUGAGAACCAAAUAAAGGAUGGGUUAAAGGCCAGGGAAGGGAACACACUUCAAUGUCAUGAAUGGAAAAAAAAAAAAAGGUCUUAAAAGCAGAGGCUGAACAGUGAAAGUGUUUUGAAGGAUUUCUCCUCAUCGUUUGGAAAUGUUGCCUGGUGAUUAUUUUUUAUCUCUUUAUCUUUAAAAGAUUUCUGUGUUAUUUAUUUAUUUUUUUAUUUUUCCUUUUGUGAUAUCAGUUUAAAUCACUGUAUAAAUGCCCCAUGAUUCAGUAUAAAGUUGGAUUUUUUUU